GUGACACGUUCACUAAAAAAAAACCCUUUUGUAGCGAAUCAUUUAUUAAGAAAAAUUGAGAAGCUUAACACAAAGGCGGAAAAAGAAAUAAUAGUAACUUGGUCACGGGCAUCUACCAUUAUACCCACAAUGAUUGGACACACAAUUGCUAUUCAU
Beta vulgaris subsp. vulgaris (sugar beet) is the source of this 156-nucleotide messenger RNA. NCBI's taxonomy places the organism in Eukaryota, Viridiplantae, Streptophyta, Magnoliopsida, Caryophyllales, Amaranthaceae. The record is from the annotation of a RefSeq genome assembly.